Messenger RNA from Eruca vesicaria subsp. sativa (arugula), 724 nucleotides. NCBI's taxonomy places the organism in Eukaryota, Viridiplantae, Streptophyta, Magnoliopsida, Brassicales, Brassicaceae. The record is from the annotation of a GenBank genome assembly.
AAAAGUUUCAAAAAAAACAAAUGUUUGUGGUGGUCAACGGUAAAACAGCUCGUAUUUGAGUGAGUCUUGUUUCAUCACCAUUUCAUCAAUACAAGUUUAUACUCUCUAAGUACAUUUUGUGACUAAACAAGUAAUCAGUCUUAAGAUGGAAGGCAAAACUGUGAUUUUAAGUGUGCUCAUAAUGAGUCUUCUCAUGGUGCAGAAUCAAGUCGAAGCAAAGAUUUGUUGCCCGAGCAAGACUGCCGCGCUCAUAUUUAUGAAAUGUCUUGCUGGAGUUUCGCCUUUGCAUAAUUGUUUAGUUAUCAAUCAUUGCCAAAAUAGAUGGAUGAGAUGUCCUCAAACACUUCCAAUUGAGGUUCCCGAAAAAACUGGUGAUACUGUCAAUGAAUACUGCCAGUUGGGAUGUGCAUCCUCUGUGUGCGGUGCCUUAACCACUCUCCAGGACUCCGAUGCAACUGAAAUUGUGAAUGAAGCGGUUGCACAGUGCACCAAUGCAUGUUCUAGUUUCUGCACCAAGGACUCAGCUAAUGCAGUUGUAACUGCAUAAGAAACAUAUCGACGACCUAUGUAUUGUAUGUGUUGUUGUUGUUCUCCCUGUUUUCAAUGCUAGUCUUGUGCUAUUUCUUGGUUUUCUAUGUUAUGUAGAAGGUCAUCGAUCCCUUCUAUAUAUAAAUAAAGAAUAAUGUUUCCGUGAAGACUAUUAUCUAAACAAACUCUUUGCUCA